AACCAUGUGAAUGUGGAUUUCUGUCUCAUGUCGCUUUUCAUUUUUUUUUUCAUCAUUUCUCUGGCUUUGUUUAGUAGUUAUGACUACAACCGUAGUACUUUUAGCAGUAAACGACGGUUAUUUACCUUAUAUUCCGAAUUCUUCUUCGCUUCGUAAUUUCUUUUUUUUUAUAUCUGCUUUCGCUUGUAUUUCCGUUAUUUUCUGAGCAUAGCUAUUCAUAACCCUAAGCAACGGUGUGGAGGUUUACGCUCAUCGACAACAAUCCAGAUAGUGACUAGAAAGAACUAGAGUAUUGCUCCGCCAUGACCCAGUAAUAUGUAGCUAAAUUAUCUUUCAGUAGUCUGAUCGUUCACUAAAUGUUAAUGUAGGAGAUGUAGAUCUUAUGGACUAGUAGCUACAUGGUUUCCUGAUUUCUAUU
Messenger RNA from Desarmillaria tabescens, 418 nucleotides. RefSeq lists its product as uncharacterized. NCBI's taxonomy places the organism in Eukaryota, Fungi, Basidiomycota, Agaricomycetes, Agaricales, Physalacriaceae. Bases 11 to 205 code for a protein of 64 amino acids. The transcript has a single exon. The record is from RefSeq and is a predicted model, not a curated record.